GGGGGCGUCCCCGACGCGGCGACGCACUGUACACCGGGGCCCACAACGCCGCCACCGCCUCACCCUCACCGCCUGACUGAGGCCGACGAGUGCAUAGACCUACUUAUAGCGUUAUACGUUUUUCCAAAACUAGCUGACUCGGUGAUACGCUCGUGACACCAUGCUGACGUUUGUCCUUGCGGGCGUCUUGUUGCUGGGCGUCGGGGGUGCCAGCGAGGCCCAGCAAACAGCUCCUGCGUGGCCCCGCCUGGUCACCGCCCCCGGCCGCUACCAUGCCCACGGAGGGGAGUCUGUCAAGCUGCCCUGCGAUGUCACCAACUUGGGGCGCAAGUCUGUAUUCUGGCUGAAGGGGGACAGCAGCAUGGAGUCUCGGGAGCUGUUGGUGCAGAUCCGUGGAGUGCGGCGGCGGCCCGUGGCGGUGCGUCGCUUCCUGCAGGAUAUGCGCACCGGGAAGAUGGCCACGGACGGGACCCACCUGAUCAUCAACAACCUGACGGAGGACGACGCGGGCACUUACACCUGCACCGUGACCUGGGCCGGGCAAUCCGUCACCCACGUGCUGGAGGUGACUGAUCUAGGGUCGCUGCAGAAGGUGGUGAUGGAGUACCUUCCCCCCAGCAGAAGCAUGACCGUGGUCGAGGGCAGCCCCGUCACCUUCGCCUGCCACGCUCGGGGGUCACCUCAGCCCUCCGUCGCCUGGUACAGAGAGGGCACUGAGCGGGAGGUGCUGCGGGAGGGGCCGGUGCUGAACAUCGCGGAGGCGGGGAGGGAGGACGCGGGCCGCUACCAGUGUCUGACCAGCAGUGGCGAGGAUGGGCGGCGGCAGGGCACCGUGUUCACCCUGAAUGUGGAAUACGUGUCGGUGCGGGGGGCCCAGGACAGAGUGGUGGUGAGGAGCGAGUACCCGCGUGCCCAGCUCACCUGCUACGUGGAAGGCUACCCCGAACCCCAGGUGUUGUGGUACCAGAGCAGCGGGCAGGUGACUGAGGACGCCAGACACAGGUUCGUGGCCGACCGUCAUCAACACCACCUACAGAUAGAGGACGUGACCGUGGCUGACCUUGGCGAGUACCAGUGUUACGUGCACAACGGGGCCUCGCGGGACCUGGCCACCCUCACCCUCACCGCCGCCCCCAGGGAAGCACGCAUCCUGGGGGCCGAGCUGACGCCGCGCCACUCGACCUACAACCUGACCUGGGAAGUGGAGAGCAUAACGCCGCUUCGCCUCUACAUGCUGGAAUACCGCAAGGGCCCAGCGGCAGGCCAGUGGAACACCACCUACGUUGGGAUCUCAGACACUCCCCAAGGAAUGACCUACGUGCAGAGUGGCUUGUUGACCCUUGACCCUGCCUCCACAUACGAGGUGAAGGUGCGCGGUGUGACAGAGGACAACGAGCAGGGACCUGACAUGAUCAACCCCUUCGAAAUUGUUACAGGUGGGGGUACUAAGGAGAAGAUAAGCCGAUUCUUCCACACUGCCCUGCCGAUCCUGUCCCGCCUGCCCAUCCUCGCCAGGACACUCCAGUAGCACAGUACACAAGUCGCAACGCAGCACAGCACCAACAACCCAUCAAGUCCAGGUCACUCAAGAGGUCUUUUCUAUUUUCAGAUGCAUCUCUCUUCUAAGAUCGUAGUAGUAGUAGUAGUGGUGGUAGUAGUAGAGCCUAUUAAGUGUCUGGGUUUUAACAAGAACUGUCUGAUUUACUUAUAUUUUGAUCAUUUUGUCUAAUAAAUAGGACAAUAUAGCUUUUUCUUCCCUUCACAGUUUGUAUUUUAUAGUCUGCGUAGCUCUUGAAAGCCUAACAAAUAAAUAUACAUGGGAC
This is a messenger RNA of Eriocheir sinensis (Chinese mitten crab), 1823 nucleotides long. RefSeq names its product protein amalgam-like. Gene Ontology annotation, cellular component: plasma membrane; axon. Gene Ontology annotation, molecular function: protein binding. The transcript is spliced from 11 exons. Bases 161 to 1528 code for a protein of 455 amino acids. Lineage: Eukaryota; Metazoa; Arthropoda; Malacostraca; Decapoda; Varunidae. The record is from RefSeq and is a predicted model, not a curated record. Gene Ontology annotation, biological process: cell-cell adhesion; axon guidance.